GACACAAUCAACUGGGAUUUUCUUUACAGAUCUGUUUCAGAGCAUCUAACCCGCUCACAAUGUUAACUCUGAGUUGUAUCUGUGCUUUACUGGCCUGUAUUGCAGGUGUCGGCGCCCAGCCUGUCUUGACUCAAACAUCGUCAGUGUCGGUUUCACCAGGACAGAGUGCCCAGAUCCCCUGUACCAUGAGCGAUGGUUAUGUCAUCACUGGUUACUGGGUGAACUGGUACCAGCAGAAACAUGGAAGCACCCCGAGAUAUCUUCUAAAUUACAAAUCCAACUCUGAAAAGGACUCUGCAGCUCCUGCUCGCUUUUCUGCAUCUAAAGACACUGCGGGCAAUUCCUGCCAUUUAAUCAUCUCCAGUGUAGAAGCAGAUGACUAUGCUGAGUAUUAUUGUGGUGUGUGGCACUCAGGCUCAAACAGAUUCGUCUUCGGGGCAGGGACCGCACUGCACGCCAGCAGAACUCUGUCCUCACCUUCACUGAGCUUACUGGGACCGACCUCUGAUGAGCUGAAAGAAAAGAAACUGGCCACACUGGUGUGCCUGGUUGAGCAUUUCUUCCCAUAUACAGUGAGCGUGUCUUGGAAGGUGGACGGGACCGUAAAGACCACCGGAGUCAAGACUGGGAAGCCGCAGCCACGAGCCGACAACAGCUUCGAUAUGAGCAGCUACCUCACUCUGUCCGAGUCAGAAUGGACCACGUACAAGAACUUCGCCUGUGAAGUCACCCACCAGACGCUGCCCACUCCCGCCAGCAAAUCCUUCAAGAAAUCCGACUGCGCUUAAUAAACGAGUCGAUUCGGGCCUCCGAGUCAUGGUUUCGUUUGUUUAAUUGCCAUACUGGGUUUUUUUUGUGUUGUUGUUUGGAGUUAAUUUUAUAUUAAGUGACGUUGCUAUUAAUUGCUUAAACCUAUUCAAUUUAACCUAUUGUAUUUCAAAGUUUGGCGAUUCGUGAUUUCUUGAAUAGCUUUUGAUUUGAGUACAGUAUAAUCAAUGCCAUAGGAAAAAAAAAGUUGCAGAUUUUAGAUGAAACAAAUAACACAUGUAAUUCAAAUAUGAACUGUUUUUGUCAGAUCCAUUGAGACGAAUUAAAUGCUUUUGUUGCAAA
Messenger RNA from Acipenser ruthenus (sterlet), 1110 nucleotides. Its product is annotated as immunoglobulin lambda-1 light chain. The record is from RefSeq and is a predicted model, not a curated record. Bases 60 to 788 code for a protein of 242 amino acids. NCBI's taxonomy places the organism in Eukaryota, Metazoa, Chordata, Actinopteri, Acipenseriformes, Acipenseridae. The transcript is spliced from 4 exons.